Messenger RNA from Lontra canadensis (Northern American river otter), 3536 nucleotides. RefSeq names its product solute carrier family 24 member 1 (gene SLC24A1). The coding region runs from base 205 to 3456 and encodes 1083 amino acids. The transcript is spliced from 9 exons. Lineage: Eukaryota; Metazoa; Chordata; Mammalia; Carnivora; Mustelidae. The record is from RefSeq and is a predicted model, not a curated record. Gene Ontology annotation, molecular function: calcium channel activity; calcium, potassium:sodium antiporter activity. Gene Ontology annotation, cellular component: membrane. Gene Ontology annotation, biological process: intracellular calcium ion homeostasis; visual perception; long-term synaptic depression.
GGGUGAGACGGGAAGUAACUAGAUCUGGUUCUGCCUGCAGCAGCCUAAAGGCAAGGAUGUGGUGACUGACAGAGGUUUGUGGAUACCCCCUGGCUGGGCUUCAUGGAGAAAUCUUCACUGAUCACCAACCUAAACGCCAGAACAGACCCCAUCUUUUCACGGACAGAAUGAGAGGUCUUCUGUAACCAGGCAUAACUGGCCAUCAUGGGGAAAUUGAUCAGAAUGGGAACACGGGAGAGGCGGUUACUCUGGCCAAAACGGCUUCAUUGGAGUCGCCUCCUCUUCCUGUUGGGAACGUUGAUCAUCGGUUCCACCUACCAGCACCUGAGGAGCCCCCGGGGCCUCCCCUCAUUGUGGGCAGCAGUGUCUUCCCAAAACCCUGUAAAACUGGCCAGCCGUGACCUCUCUAACAAUGAUAUGAUGAUGGUGAGCAGUGACCCUCUAAGAGCUAGCUCUGAAAUGGCGGGUGACACACUGGUGCCCCAAGCUACAGUUGGCAGGGGUGAAGCAACACCUGGCAUAACAAUGGAGAGUACCCCCAAUCCACCCAGAAGGACAGCCAACAUCACUCCAACAACACCCAAGAAUAACUAUAACCUAACAGCAGCAGACACAGAAAGAAUGGAGGAAGACCCCACAACCACACCCAGCAGAGUACUCAAUCACUACACCCCAACUUCAAGCAGACCAACAGUAAAGAAUCAUACCUCAGCAACACCACCCAGCAGAGAAAUGCAGAGCUACCACCCAACUCAGGCUGGGAGAAAGGUGAAGAAAUACACCCCAUCUCCAUCUGGUAGAAUAGUAGGCAAUUAUGCCCCAUUCACACUCAUGACAAUGACAAAGAGCCAUGGGAUCACCCCCAGAACAACAGUGAAAGACAGUGAAACUAUGACAACCACCAAAAUAUUGAAGACCAACCCUACUAAGAGAAUGGUGGAGGAAACCACACCAACUACUCUCAAGGGAAUAAUUCAUACAACCCCUACUUUCCUGGUAAAUGACAUAGAAACAAACAUCUUGACUUCUCCAAGGAGUAUGAUAGAAGAGAACACCCUGACUACCACCAGAAGAGUGGACAAUAAUAGAUCAACCAAGCCCCGGGGGUUAGUGAGAAAGAACAAGCUGACAGCUCCUCUGGAAACGGUCCUGGAGGACACCACAGCCAUCUCUGAGGGGCAAGUGACAAUACGCACCACAACAGGCAGUAGCCCAACAGAAACCAAAGCCUCUACCACUACCUGGAGUGUUAGUAAUACCUUGUCUAGAACCAGUGCAUCGACCACUGGAAUUUCCUCCACCACCUUCUGGGAGCUGGCAAAGAGAACUUCCACGGCACCAAGGCCCUCAGCAUCCUCUGAGGCCAGGGCAAAUCCAACCAUCCAGGUCCAUCACUGUGUGGUUGUGGAGCCAGCCCCAGCGGCGCCCCCUGCCAUCCCCCCCAGCCUGACAACAGCUAUGAUCCCAGAGGUGCCCAGUUCCAGUCCCUCAGCACUGCCUCCUGGCCAGCCAGACCUUCACGCCAAGGGAGAGUACCCCCCAGACUUGUUCAGCAUAGAGCAGCGGCAACAGGGCUGGGUGGUCCUGCACAUCUUUGGCAUGAUGUACGUGUUUGUGGCCUUGGCCAUCGUGUGCGACGAGUACUUUGUCCCAGCCCUGGGUGUCAUCACAGAUAAACUACAGAUCUCUGAUGAUGUGGCGGGUGCCACCUUCAUGGCUGCUGGAGGCUCUGCCCCUGAGCUCUUCACCUCCCUCAUUGGCGUCUUCAUCUCCCACAGCAACGUGGGCAUUGGUACCAUCGUGGGCUCUGCUGUGUUCAACAUCCUCUUUGUCAUUGGCACCUGUGCCCUCUUCUCCCGGGAGAUCCUCAAUCUUACAUGGUGGCCCUUAUUCCGUGAUGUCUCUUUCUACAUCCUUGACCUGAUAAUGCUCAUUAUCUUCUUCCUGGACAGCCUCAUUGCCUGGUGGGAAAGCCUGCUGCUGCUGCUGGGCUAUGCUUUCUAUGUGUUCACCAUGAAGUGGAAUAAGGAGGUCGAGGUCUGGGUGAAGGAGCAGCUCAGCAGGAGGCCAGUGGCCAAGGUCAUGGCCCUAGGGGACCUCAGCAAGCUCCCAGCAGUGCUCCCAGCAGUGCUGACCCGAGAGAGGAGCUUGGCCUCUCUGCACAACAGUACCAUCCGCAGCCCCAUCUUCCAGCUCAUGCUCCACAGCCUGGACCCUCUGGGAGAAGCCUGCCACUCCAAGGACAAGGAGGAGGAGAGCUUGAGUAAGCAGGCCAAAGACAAGCCUCAUGCUAAAGCACAGAACAAACCAGAAGAGGAGGAGCCAGCCCAGCUUCCUGAGGCCACGGUCACACCAGCCCCUGCUCCAGAAGUCAAGGGAGAUCAGGAGGAGGAUCCCGGUGGUCAGGAAGGAGAGGUGGCUGAGGCUGAGAGCACAGGUGAAGUGACAGGCAAAGAGGCUGAAGCUCGUGGUAGAGGUGAAAAUGGACCACAAGGCGGAGGUGAAACUCAACUGGAAGGUGAAGGUGAAAUUGAAGCAGAAGGAGAAGGUGAACAUGAAGGUGAAAUCGAAGAAGGAAAAUGCGUCAAUGAAUGUGAUCCUGGAGGUGAACUCCAGGCAGAAGAUGGUGACAUGAAAGCUGAUGAGGGUGAAAACGAGGAGCAGGAACUCAAUGCUGAACGUAAAAAUGAAGCCAAAAGUGAUGAGAAAGAUAGAGAUGCUGAAGGGGGAGGAGAAGGACAUGGAAGUGAAGAUGAAAAGGAGGAAGAAGAGGAGGAAGAGGAGGAGGAGGAGGACGAAGACGAGGAGGAGGAGGAGGAAGACGAGGAGGCAAAUGAGGAGCCUUUGUCUCUGGAGUGGCCUGAGACGAGGAAGAAGCAGGCCAUUUACCUGUUCCUCCUGCCCAUUGUGUUCCCACUGUGGCUGACAGUGCCCGACGUCCGGAGGCUGGAGUAUAAGAAGUUUUUUGUUCUUACCUUCCUGGGAUCUGUCGUAUGGAUUGCCAUGUUCUCAUACCUCAUGGUAUGGUGGGCUCACCAGGUUGGUGAAACAGUAGGGAUUUCUGAAGAGAUCAUGGGUUUGACGAUCCUAGCAGCAGGCACGUCCAUUCCUGACCUCAUCACCAGUGUGAUUGUCGCUCGGAAAGGCCUGGGAGACAUGGCUGUGUCAAGCUCUGUGGGCAGUAACAUAUUUGAUAUCACCGUGGGCCUGCCUGCCCCUUGGUUGCUCUUCUCUCUCAUCAAUGGAUUACAGCCUGUUCCAGUCAGCAGCAAUGGCUUGUUUUGUGCAAUUGUUUUGCUUUUUCUCAUGCUCUUGUUUGUGAUCUCUUCAAUUGCCUCAUGCAAAUGGAGAAUGAACAAGAUCCUGGGCUUUACAAUGUUCCUCCUUUACUUUGUAUUCCUGAUAAUCAGCGUGAUGUUAGAAGAUCGAAUCAUUUCCUGUCCCAUAUCUGUCUGAGUCAGAGUCACUGUUGCUCACAAUGGACAUGGAUCAGAAAAACCAUGCCAGAAGCUACUGUACUUCUUGUUACAUUAAUG